CCGGCCGCGCGGCCGCCGGCUCCGGACGGGAAGGUCUGGGCGCUGCACCGAUGGAAGAGGAGGAGCUCCCUCACUCUGACUUCACAUAGACGGGUGUCUGCUAGCUCCUGUGCCUUCCCUGGUUUGCAAUUUGCACUGGCCCUUGUGGCUGGACCUCCAAGUGGCCACUCUCGCUGGGCCUGCAGGUCUGAGCUGGUGGAAGACCUCUCAGGACAAGCCAGGGCCCGCUGCCCAGCCCAGUGCCCUGGGACCUGCCCUGGGGACAGGCCGUGUCAGCAGAGGGCGGCCCGACCCACGUGGGCAUCACGGCCCACCAUGAAGACACUCCUUGGCAUGCUCUGGGUGGUGCUGGCCUGCGGCUCUGUCCACACCACUUUGUCAAAGUCAGACGCCAAGAAGGCCGCCUCCAAGACAUUGGUGGAGAAGACCCAGCUCUCAGACAAGCCGGCGCAGGAGCGGGGCCUGGCAGUGACAGCCGCCCGGGCCGAGGACGUGGUCCUGGAGCACCGCAGCUACUGCGCAGCCCGGGCCCGCGAGAGGCGCUUCGCAGGAGAUGUCCUGGGCUACGUGACCCCGUGGAACAGCCACGGCUACGACGUCGCCAAGGUCUUCGGGGCCAAGUUCACGCGCAUCUCGCCCGUCUGGCUGCAGCUGAAGAGACGCGGCCGCGAACUGUUCGAGGUCACGGGCCUGCACGACGUGGACCCAGGGUGGAUCCGAGCCCUCCGGAAGCAGAACGGGGGUCUCCGCAUCGUCCCGCGGCUGCUGUUUGAGGACUGGACCCACGAGGACUUCCGGAGCGUGCUGGACAGCGAGGAUGAGAUCGAGGAGCUCGGCAAGACACUGGUCCAGGUGGCCAAGAGCCAGCACCUGGACGGCUUCGUGGUGGAGGUCUGGAGCCAGCUGCUGGGCCAGAAGCACAUGGGCCUUGUCCACAUGCUCACCCACCUGGCCGAGGCUCUGCACCAGGCCCGGCUGCUGGCCAUCCUGGUCAUCCCGCCGGCCAUCACCCCAGGGACUCACCAGCCCGGCCUGUUCACGCGCGAGGACUUCGGGCGGCUGGCGCCCGCACUGGACGGCUUCAGCCUCAUGACCUAUGACUACUCCACCGCGCAGCAGCCCGGCCCCAACGCCCCACUGUCCUGGGUUCGCGCCUGCGUCCAGGUCCUGGAUCCUGAGGCCAGGUGGCGAAGCAAGAUCCUUCUGGGCCUCAAUCUCUACGGCAUGGACUAUGCAGCCUCCAGGGAUGGCCGCGAGCCAGUGGUGGGGCCCAGGUACAUCCAGAUGCUGAAGGAGCACAGACCCCGGCUGGUGUGGGACAGCCAGGCCGCCGAGCACGUCUUCGAGUACAAGAAGAGCCGAGGCGGGAGGCACGUGGUUUUCUACCCAACCUUGAAGUCUGUGCAGCUGCGGCUGGAGCUGGCCAGGGAGCUGGGCGUCGGGCUGUCCCUGUGGGAGCUGGGCCAGGGCCUGGACUACUUCUAUGACCUGCUCUAGCCGCGGCUGCGGCCGGCGGAAUACAGGCUGCUGUCUCUGCAUCGUCUGCUGUGUCCUUGGCGGUGGGCAGGCGUGGGUGCUGCUGAGAGCCAGCCCGGGCUGAGCCCAGGGCCAGGUUGGACCCUGUGGGGUGCAGUGCAGCCCUGCUCCCCAUGGCCACCUGGGGGCACCGGGGCAGCCUGGCUGCGGGCAGCUCGCUGCUCACUGGGAUGCGCAGGAGCUCCACGGCUCCCCUGAAUAUUUGGGGUCCUGGGGCACGGUCACGGCUCCUCCCCUGUGGGGCAGGGACCACGACAGCCUUGGUUGUGCUCAGGAGAGGGGCCCUGCAGCACUGGCCCUUGGCCAGAAGCCUCAGAGAAGGGCCUGGAGGCACACGCUGGCCUAGCAGGGUGCACCCUUGGGAGCCCUGUCUCUGCCAGCACCUCCCCCACCAGUGAGACCCUCAGCCCCUGCUCCCACACUGUCUGCCUCAGCCCCCAGCUCUGGGGCAGAAGCUCAGAGCCAGGAUGGUCUCAGGUUGCACGCAUCCGUCUCUCCAGCCAGGCCAGGUGCUGAGGGCCUGAGGCCUCAUGGUGUGCGGGCGGGUCAUGGCAGUGGGGGGUGGAGAGCGGGUGCCGCCGCAGGGAGAGCUGGGAACUAGAGCAGAUGCUCCUCACGAGUGAGAAGCCCCCAGCCCCCUCCGGGCUGGGAGCUGGUUUGAUGCAGUGACCGUCUCUCCCUGAGCCCAGACAGCCCAGUUUAUUUGCAAAAUCCAUACACGGGAGGCGGGCAAAGUCCCAGACAAACAGGAAUAAAAAGUGUGGGCGACACUGGGGCGAGCUGGCUGGAUGGGGGAGCCAGGAUGGGGGUAGAGAGGUAUG
Molecule: messenger RNA, 2357 nt
Organism: Talpa occidentalis (Iberian mole)
Lineage: Eukaryota; Metazoa; Chordata; Mammalia; Eulipotyphla; Talpidae
Gene: CHID1
Product: chitinase domain containing 1
Exons: 13
Coding region: 316-1497 (393 amino acids)
Biological process (GO): carbohydrate metabolic process
Cellular component (GO): extracellular region
Molecular function (GO): chitin binding; oligosaccharide binding
Source: RefSeq, a predicted model, not a curated record